UAGGCUUUCUGCAGGAAGCUCUAUUCUAAAGCUGCAUUUCCUGUCUGGCAGCAACUCGUCGAAUUGUCUGUUUCUGCUCCGUUCCCUGACAUCCAGAAACGUCAUUGUGCCUUCGCCAUAUCAUAUAUUGUUCACGACGAGGGCCAUUUCUUCUUCUAAGUUUCAUUCUUCUCUUGACUCGGCAUCCAUUCUCUCUCUAGAAAUCUGCGCUUCCACCCUGCGGAGGUUCUAACGAGGAUGGAGUCGUUCUUCCGAGACCGGGUGUAUGCCAUUUCGGGCGGUGCCAGUGGAAUAGGUCUGGCGACUGCCAAACUCUUGCUGAAAUAUGGCGCCAGAGUCUCCGUGGGGGACAUCAAUGUCCCCGAUAGUCUCCUUGCGGACCUCGCGAGGGAGAUCCCCCACACGGGGACCGCCGAAGCCCAGGCAGAAGAAGCACCCGAGAAGAAGUCUAUUCUUCUACGAAAGGUCGACGUGCGGUCUCGCGACGACGUCGAGUCGUGGAUCACCGAGACGGUGGAGCGGUUCGGGAGGCUGGACGGGGCGGCGAACCUCGCGGGCACGAUUCCCAAGGACCACAACAUCGGCGGGAUUGAAGACGUCGACGACGAGCAGUGGCAUUUUGUCUUCGACGUCAACGUGCACGGCAUGAUGAACUGUAUGCGGGCGCAGCUGAAAUUUAUCGGCAAAGACGGACGACAUGGAGGGGGAGCCGUCGUCAACGCGGGCAGUGGGCUGAGUCUUCAAGGGCGGGAGUAUACGACGGCAUACACGGCGAGUAAACACGCAGUGUUGGGCAUGACGAGGUGUGUGGCCAAGGAGGUGGGCAAGAGAGGAGUUCGGGUCAACUGUGUCGCGCCGGGCUUCACAGACACGCCGCUGAUGAAGCAAUCCAUGGCGAUAUCCGAGGGUUCGGAGUCAGCAGAGGAUUUCUCGUCCACCGCUCUCGGCAGGAUGGCACAGCCGGUCGAGAUCGCGGACACGAUCGUCUACCUGUUGAGUGACAAGGCGAGUUUCGUGACGGGAGCCUGUAUUUCGGUCGACGGAGGUUGGUUUUGUUGAUACGUCAGAGAAGGUGAAGGAGAUCUUCCUUUUUCCCGCGCUCGUUACUUCCGUAGCUGCAAAGGGGUGAUGAGGGACGUUACAGCAGCCUGAAAGCCAAGUCGCGUUCUGUAUGUUCGAGACGGCACAGAUUUAAUGACAUAUGUAUGUACACACAUUCUGCGGAAAAUAGGUGGCCUCU
This is a messenger RNA of Cladophialophora immunda, 1240 nucleotides long. RefSeq lists its product as uncharacterized. Gene Ontology annotation, molecular function: oxidoreductase activity. The coding region runs from base 238 to 1059 and encodes 273 amino acids. The transcript is spliced from 2 exons. The record is from RefSeq and is a predicted model, not a curated record. NCBI's taxonomy places the organism in Eukaryota, Fungi, Ascomycota, Eurotiomycetes, Chaetothyriales, Herpotrichiellaceae.